This is a messenger RNA of Ostrea edulis (European flat oyster), 823 nucleotides long. Its product is annotated as short-chain collagen C4-like. The coding region runs from base 1 to 555 and encodes 184 amino acids. The record is from RefSeq and is a predicted model, not a curated record. Lineage: Eukaryota; Metazoa; Mollusca; Bivalvia; Ostreida; Ostreidae. The transcript has 3 exons.
AUGAACAAAAGCGUUGUUUAUACAAGAUGGGGAAAGAAGACAUGUCCCUCGAAUGCAGAGUUGGUUCUCUCUGGAUUUACCGGUGGUUCACAUUAUCAUCAAAGGGGAGCGGCUGUUGAGCCCCUUUGUUUACCAUUAGAUCCAGAAUGGGGCCAGUACAAAGAUGGAACUGACGGUGAUAAAGCUUAUGUAUAUGGAGCAGAAUACGAAACGGAAUACGGUCUGGGUAACAUGCGCAGACUCCAUCAACAUGACGUACCGUGUGCUGUCUGCCUGAUUCAUAAUAAAUCUGUUCUUAGAGUAUUCCCAGCAAGGAAAACUUGUUACAAAGGUUGGAAAUUGGAAUAUGAUGGAUAUCUAAUGGCGGGAUAUCAUAAUCAUCCUGCUGCCACAACGUACAAAUGUGUGGAUAGGAACCCUGAUACUAUUACUGGGGGUCAUUCUAAUCACGAUGGUUAUCUCUUCUAUUCCGUGGAGGCAAUCUGUGGAUCAUUGAAAUGUCCACCAUACGUAAACGGACGGGAACUUGUAUGUGUUGUCUGCUCCAAGGCCUAGAAGUGUCCGACAGGACAGUGGAAAUACAUCCACACAAUAAAAAAGUGGAUCCAGAAUUAAUAGCUGUGUUAUUCUUUUCCAUACUUGUUGAGAGAGAUUAAUAAGAAUAAUGAUAUAUUCUAUUUUGUCUAAAUGUCUAAUAUUUGCCUCAUUGCAUCGCUCACAAUUCUUUUAAAACAACAAUGUGUUUGGUAGAUAUAAAACAAACAAUUUACGAUCUGAUCUAAAUUAAAUAUUUGUGCUACUUGUUUUUAUUUUUUGUUUCAUG